UCUCUCUCUCUCUCUCUCUCUCUCUCUCUCUCGUCUCACUCACUCACUCGCUCGCUCGCUCGCUCGCGUGUUCUGUGUUCCCCGCUCUCCUCAUCCUCUUUCUCUCUCUCUCUCUCUCUCUCUCUCUCUCUCUCUCUCUCUCUUUCGCAACUCGCGGACUCUCUGCUGUUACCUGUGCAGCUCAACCCUUACACUCAGCCGCGAGCCAGCCGACCAAGCAGCCACUCGCCGAGCAGCAGCGGCAGCAGCAGCAAAAAACAAACCAUCUUAAUACCGGCAGCACUUACCACCGUCGCGAGCCGUCCGGCCGGCAUAAAAGCGCCACCAAGCAGCCAGUACAAAACACCCAUUAGUCACAAGUGUGUGUGGUGAGUGCGAGUGCCCGCCGCCGUCGCCGCCGCAGCCGCGACCGCCGAGCCAGAGCCCCGCAGAAAUCCGCGAAAGAUGAUGGCCGCACCCGCGGUGGCCUCCGCACUGGCCGUGCUCGUGGCUCUGCUGGCGCUGAGUCUACAAGGCUACGAGUCCUCAGCUCACCGGAUGGUCGGCUCGUCGGCCGCCGGCGUCGCCACCGACCUGGCCAAGCGGCACUCAUCGGCGCCUCCAUACCCGCUGUCCAGCGGGCAUAGCAGCCACGUGCACGCAGACACCGAGAGCAAAAUCGAGUGGUCCAGCAGCAGCGACCAGGCCGCCGACGACGAGGACGACGACACGUCCACCAAAUUCACCACCGGGCACACGGUGCUCGAGCAGCCACCUCUGCAGAAGUUGGUAAACUGCUCCGUCUGUAAGUACCACGAGAACGUCCGCAUCCAGAGCAUCAAGAGGGAGAUCCUGGACAAACUGGGCAUGGAGCAGGCGCCCAACACCACCCUGCCCAUCUCCAUCAAGAGGUCGCUCGAGAAGAGCAUCCUCUUCGACUAUCUCAACAUGCAGCAGGACACCGGCACCUCCAACUACGACGAGCAGGCCAAAACCCUCAUGGGCGUCAUCAUCGGGAAGCCGAGAAAGCUUCGGCACAGCGGUAUCCCUGAGGUUUACAUCUACCACUUCCAGCCGUCGAAAGUAUUCAUGCGCAAGAUGGUGGAGAACGCAUCACUCUUCAUGUACUUGCCCAAAGUGGACGGAAAGAUCCGGCUGGUCAUCUUCAAGGUUGUAGGCAACGAGAGUGAGCACCAGUCGCUGUCCAUACAGAAGGACGCCGGCACCAUGCUGGAACCACACACGAACGACAAGUGGGUGGUGCUGAACGUGCGGCGGCUGGUGCAGGAGUGGUUCGACAAGCCCGAGAGUAACCUUGGCAUCGUCAUCAAGGUCGAGGACGAGAGGGGGAAAGAAUACACCAGGACCUACGCCAGCAUCCCCGACAAGAACACUGGACAACCACUGGAUCCUUUCAUCGAAUUUAGCAUUGCGGACAGCUAUAGCCGGAGCAAGAGGGAGACCGUCGGCUUCGACUGCGAUGAGUCGUCGUCGCAAAAGAAGUGCUGCCGUUACCCGCUGGUAGUGGACUUCAGUGAGUUUGGUUGGGACUUCAUUAUCGCGCCCAAGAGGUUCAACACCUUCUACUGCUCUGGAGAAUGUGUUCCCUUUUUCCUGGAGGAAAACUUGCACACGCAAGUCAUGCACCGCGCAGACACCGGCGGAAAAUACGUUCCGUGCUGCGCGGCCCGAAAACUAUCUUCUAUGACUCUGAUCUACUACGACGGUAACAUUGUUUAUGUGAGCACUCUGCCCAAUAUGAGAGUUGAAUAUUGUGGUUGCUUCUAGAGAAAAUUAUAUAUUUCUGUGAGAGUGACAGCGACUUUUGUAUUUUCCGCGCGAAUCGACAAAAAUCGGAGGUAAUAAUUGGAAUUUGUACUGGGCUAUAAUACGAGAUUCCCCCUCUUUAUAUGCGAGUUGUGUGUCGGUUUAUUAUACUUUUUUUCGUCCUCUUGGAUAUAUUUGAAAUUCGCCAACGUUGGCCAUGCACAACGCGCACGCUUUCGCCCCGCAAUUUUGGCGAAAGUGUGCUGUUUCUGGGGGUAAAAUGCUAAGUUUGGUGGCCUCCAUUGGCAAUUGUUGAACUCUUUGAUGCCAUCGUUAAAUGAGACCUCUCAGUUCAAUAAAAAAUUGCUCAAAUUUGUUCCUUCGCAAAAAUCUGACGCUUCUCUUCUGAGGGAGGUGACGCAUUUUCUCAAAAAAAUAAACAAACAAUUAAAAGUAUAAGCUGUUGGUUUGCAUCGGGUUUUGGCACCAAGUGUUCCCCAAUUGGCCCAAAGUUACAUAUAAUAACUGCUUUGCCACCAGGGGCCACCGAUCGCAGGCAUAGAAAAAUAAUCGGUCAGGGGUCGAAGAGACGCGCGCCUGACACCAAAUCAUAUCUCAUUCAAACAGAUCUCUUUCUCCCUUUUUGCGUGUCCCCCUGAGAGAAUUGGAAUGCAAAUUAAAGCAGCACUAGAACAUCAUUUUUGGCAGUGCCGAUCGAUUUCCGAUACGGCCGAAUUAUUCCGACACGACAUGCCGAAAGUCGAGGGAAACUUGGUGACUUUGGUUCUGCAAUUAGCCACAAGAACCAACCAGAGAAGGGAAUUAUUCCCUGAUUGGCUAUUAGAUCGAGACAGCAGCGCCACAAUGACAAGUCUGGCUGCUGGCUUGACGCAUGUCACUUUACUCGCUUAUUUUGACGCUGCUGUCUGGAUUUAAGAGUCAAUAAGAGAACCACUCCCUUCCCUGCUUGGUCGUUGGCGUUCUUGCUGCUACUUUAAACACAGAGACAUACGCGAACUGUCGUAUUUUUGCUGUAAUGGAAACAUAUAUAAAAUUGUGGAGAGUCAAAAAGGUUUAUGUAUUUGAAGCACAUGGUAUGAUAUUAUAUGCGUAGGAACUUUAACUCUCUUCCUUUCCUCGCCACCUUUCCCUUUCGUUUGCAGCCAGGAAAGAGCUGUGUUCCUGGUAAUAUAAUAGUAAAAAGCCGCGAUCGGCAGGAGUGGGGGUAGUUUUUCCCCUGCCACUACCACUGUCGCUGCAGGUUGUCUCUGUUCCCUUCAGAUGUGCUACCACACUUUCCAGACUCUUUAUCAUUCUCUCUCUCUCUCUCUCUCUCUCUCUCUCUCUCUCUCUCUCUCUCUCUCUCUCUUUCUGUUUUAGAAUAAAUAGCAAUCCUAUUGUCAUAUUAGUACUAAUAAUAUUAAAAUGUAACGUGUACGGUACGGAUAUGAAAUGGGACUUUCCGCGAGCUCUUCUUGUCAAUGACGGACUGCCGUGUCGAACAGUUUGGAAAAACAAUUAAAAGCUUGACGCGCAACCGGUCUUCUCAUCCCUCAUCUUGCACUCAAAAAUGAUAUUAACUCAUCAGUGGAUCAUAAAUUUAAGAUAUUGGAGGGUGAGUGUUUAGGGAAGGCUGGUGAAAAGAACAAAUUCCGAGCUUUUGAUCAAACCAUUUGAUCAAAUCACUUUGAUCUUGUUGGCGUAUGCGAUGAUGUUUGUUUCUCGAUUACUGUGGAUAUUGUACGGAUUCCCGAAACCUGCCCUUCAAACUGUGUAUUAAUUUAGUUCAGAUGAAAAAGUGUACAAAGAUUUUAAUGGUUUACUUAAUAAAGGGGACAUAAAA
Molecule: messenger RNA, 3589 nt
Organism: Cloeon dipterum
Lineage: Eukaryota; Metazoa; Arthropoda; Insecta; Ephemeroptera; Baetidae
Product: growth/differentiation factor 8-like
Exons: 3
Coding region: 445-1767 (440 amino acids)
Cellular component (GO): extracellular region
Molecular function (GO): cytokine activity; growth factor activity
Source: RefSeq, a predicted model, not a curated record